AUGGCCUCCCUCCGCGAGGUAUCUCGCUCGGCGAGGCACAUCGUCAAGUCGUCCUCGCAGGCGAAACCUUUCCAGAGAUGCGCCUCGACACAGGCUGCGCCUGCGAUCCCCGAUAUCGAGCCAGAGUCUGGCCUGGCAGCUCCGAUUGUAGACAGGGGACAGGUUUCUAUACAGGAUCCGAGGAAGCGCGCCAGUCGAAGGCCGCAGGAGCUGCCGCAUUCAAGAUACCGCUACCACCCCCCGAAGUACGACAGAGGCCCAAUGCACCCCGUGCAGCCUCCGCCGUCGUCAGACCCGGUCGCCCGUAACUUCAGCCCGGGUCCCUUCAACGUCCCGCGCCUGAAGCACACCUUCCACUCCACCAUUGCCUCCGACAUCCUCACCCUGGCCUACCAGCACAAGAUCCCCGGCACGCCGGACAAGCCCGAGCGCAUACGGCUCCGGUCGUGGGGCGACGAGACGCCCUACAUGAAGAACCGCCCGAAGCGCGGCCCGCGAGGCGCCGAGGUCCUGCUGCCCCUGGAGGAGAACAUCAACUACCACAACAUCCCCGAGAUCCGCGCCGUCCACGUCGCCGCCUAUAUGCCCGCCGCCAAGAAGAACCAGGACUACAUCACGGUCGGCAAGGCCGUGCUCCAGUCCAUCACGGGCGUGCGCCCCGAGACGACCAGGAACAAGUCCAGCGUCGCGCAGUGGCACGUCAUCAAGGGCGACAGGACGGGUGUCAAGUGCUCCAUCUAUGGUAACCAGGCCUACGAGUUCCUGGACAAGAUGAUCAACCUCGUCUUCCCCAAGAUCAAGGAGUGGCCGGGUGUUAAGGGGUCGACCGGCGAUGGCGCCGGCAAUCUGUCGUGGGGUUUCGAGGCCAGCCAGAUGAUGUUCUUCCCCGAGGUCGAGGCCAACUACGCCCAGUAUCCCGCCAAGAUGAUUCCUGGUUGCCGAGUGUUUGUCGAGACUACGGCCAAGUCGGACAGGCAUGCAAGAUUACUCCUGCAGACCAUGGGCGUACCCUUCUAUGGCAAGUUGAUAGACUAG
Neoarthrinium moseri is the source of this 1035-nucleotide messenger RNA. RefSeq lists its product as uncharacterized. The transcript has 3 exons. Gene Ontology annotation, cellular component: ribosome; cytosolic large ribosomal subunit. Gene Ontology annotation, molecular function: structural constituent of ribosome; RNA binding. Gene Ontology annotation, biological process: translation. Lineage: Eukaryota; Fungi; Ascomycota; Sordariomycetes; Amphisphaeriales; Apiosporaceae. The coding region runs from base 1 to 1035 and encodes 344 amino acids. The record is from RefSeq and is a predicted model, not a curated record.